GCUUUUUUUUUUUCAUAUUUACGGAAGCGUAGUCAUACAUGGAUUUGCGUGUCCUUUCGCCUACCAAAAUUCUAAGACACCUCUACUGAAAUUAUCUACAUUAUUCUAUUGUCUUGUUGUGAAAAGUGAAAGUCUUCAUCAUGUGGGACCACGAAAUCAGAGCCAUGGUGUCGACCCACGCUCUGAUCGCCGCUUCGAUGUUCAUGGCUACGGUGCUACCUGCAGUUUUUGUUCUAAGCUUCUCGGUGUACGGCACUCACCUGUUGUGGCUGUACUGCACAUCCGGUGCUGUGAAUGCUGUCAGUGUCGUCGUCUUCUGGCUCCUCGGCGUCACACCGUCCACUAAAAAAAAUACACUUGGAUAUAAGCUUUCCAGGCUGUUUCGUGCCUGUCUGUACUUUUUCUUGUCAUGUCUGUUCUUCCACACUGUGAUUGUCCUUUAUGGAGCCCCGUUGAUUGAAUCUGCUUUAGAAACAUUUUCUCUUGCUGUGCUGCUCACCUCACUGACCACAAUGAGGUGUCUCUGUGUUCUUGGUCCAAACGUCCAGGCCUGGAUAAGAGUGUUUAGUCGUCAUGGAGCCAUGUCUGUAUGGGACACCUGUCUGCAGAUUACAGUGGCUUGUACACUAAUAGGGGCCUGGGUGGGAGCUUUCCCAAUACCUCUGGACUGGGACAGGCCCUGGCAGGUUUGGCCCGUUUCCUGCAGCCUGGGAGCUACGAUCGGGUACCUAACCGGACUCGUGGCCGCUCCCACUUGGAUCCACUACCAUCGCAAGCAGCUCACGUACAAGUGCAAGUGAUGAGAGGACAAAUGUUUCCAGUUGGAGUGUCCAGCGAGGGCUUGAACUUUUAAGGAUUAUUUAUUUGGCUGCUGUUUGAAGCCUGUUGGAGGUUUUUGUAAUGACACAGUUUUCUAAGCACGAGGGGAAAAAGCUUCAAAUGUUUUGACAAAAAUAAAACAUUUACACUUA
Messenger RNA from Oryzias latipes (Japanese medaka), 971 nucleotides. RefSeq names its product phosphatidylinositol glycan anchor biosynthesis, class F (gene pigf). The record is from RefSeq and is a predicted model, not a curated record. NCBI's taxonomy places the organism in Eukaryota, Metazoa, Chordata, Actinopteri, Beloniformes, Adrianichthyidae. Gene Ontology annotation, biological process: GPI anchor biosynthetic process. Gene Ontology annotation, cellular component: endoplasmic reticulum membrane.